ACGAGUGCGUUUAGAUGGUCGUUUGUAAGUGGGGCUCCCCGGGAUUGUUCACAACAGAGGAAAGCGCACCAACUCUGACCCAGUAAAGUCGAGUCGCGAUCUCUGCAGUUUUUUUUUUUUUAGGAGGAAACUAGCUCGUCACACUCCGAAGGGGCUUCUCCGUUUUGUUGUUGUUUGUGGCGCCGAGCUAGCUUUGUCCUUCGUACAGCUGGGGGGUUGCUGAUUUAUUUAUACGGAAUCGUUGUGGAAUAUGGCUCAACAUGGACAUCAUGUAGCCAGUUCCCAAAAAGCACUAAUGCUGGAGAUGAAAAGUCUCCAAGAUGAGCCGGUCGAAGGGUUCAAAAUAACUUUGGUGGACGAGUCGGACAUGUACAACUGGGAAGUAGCAAUAUUCGGACCCCCAAAUACACACUACGAGGGUGGUUAUUUUAAGGCUCGGAUCAAGUUCCCCAUCGAUUACCCUUAUUCUCCACCUGCCUUCCGCUUCCUCACCAAAAUGUGGCACCCCAACAUAUAUGAGAACGGGGAUGUGUGCAUCUCGAUCCUGCACCCGCCGGUGGACGACCCGCAGAGCGGAGAGCUGCCCUCAGAGAGAUGGAACCCCACACAGAACGUCAGGACCAUCCUGCUGAGUGUGAUCUCCCUACUGAACGAGCCCAACACCUUUUCCCCUGCCAACGUGGACGCCUCCGUCAUGUACCGCAAGUGGAGGGACAGCAAGGGCAAGGACAGAGAAUACACCGAGAUCAUCAGGAAACAGGUGCUGGCCACCAAAGCGGACGCAGAGCGGGACGGUGUCAAGGUCCCCACCACACUGGCCGAGUACUGCGUUCGCACCCGUGCCCCGCCCACAGACGAUGGCUCCAACCUCUUCUAUGAUGAUUACUAUGAUGAUGAGGACCUGGAAGAGGAUGGCGAGGACAACGAUGAGGACUGUUGCUAUGACGAGGACGACUCGGGCACCGAGGACUCCUGACCUCACCUCCCCAAUGAUUUCACCCCCCCCCCCACCUCCCUUGUACCCCCACCCCAGCUGUCCCCUCCCUUCCUCCUUCAUCACAGACUGGACUUUAUCUCCUGUUAUCACCGUGUCCACCUCGUCCUAAAUCAGCCCCCGUCAUCUUCACUUAGCACAGGUCCCACCCCCCACUCCAUCACUUGUGCAGCCACAGCCUGCACACUAAAACACAGAUGCAUUUAAGAAAAGAAAGCUACAGAGUUGUUGUUUCUGUUUGUUUCUUACACGUUUCCCCACAUUAUUCUUUUUACUUUUUGUCUUUGUCAUCUGACUUGAGGUUACACACAUGAUCCAUGCCCUGCACACAGGGUUAACUUGCAGUAACGGUUUGUUGUGUUUAGAGAGCAAAGUUGAUUGUUUUUUUUUUUUUUUUUUAACUUUCCUUUCACUUCCUGGUCUACUUCUGCUUGUCUGCACUAAUAUUUGCGAACUGGUUCAGAUUUACCAAAAGCAUUUUUUUGCUGUAAGACCUUCUUUGUUUCACAGAACUGCAGCGGAACAAAGGCUAUCUCAUCGGCAAGUUUCUUUUGGGCAAUUUGGCCGAGGAAUGAUCCGAGCCUUUUCAUGAUAACAUCAACAGGGAGGAAUAAAUAGUCAUGGGUUUUCAGAUCAGGGUAAAACAAGCAGAGAGCAAUAGAAAAGGAAGCUCAUUCAGAAUAAUUAGAUGGAUAUGGGAAGAUGUGUACGUGCAGGAAGGCUCCGUCACUAGGGCGCUUCCACAGCUGAGCUAUGUGUGACCUCUGGUUAGCAGGCUGUUUGAGGCCCUGCCACCCUCCACCUCUGACCUUUGAGCCCCAGGGCUGGGGGUGCUGCUCUGGACAGGGAAGUGCUCAAAUUCAAAAAGCGGAUCACUCCCGUGUGCCUUCCCUCAUUCCCUUUCACAGACCCGAAUCACCUCUGUGACGCAUUCACAACCUCUACACCAAAUUCCUGCCAGUCACACAAACUGGCAGAGGGAGAUAUUGAGGCUUACGAGGCCUCAGGCGGGUAAUACUGUGAUGGAGCAGGGCUCAUUAUACUAAUGGCGGCUCCUGUCAAGAUUUGCAAGGUUUUGAUUGAGGUAGUGUAAGAUGUAACAGCUUGAACUAAAGAGUAGAGCGUAGAUUACAACCUCACAGACAUCCUGUCCCAGACCGUCACGCAAGCCUUGAUGACUCGAGCACAUGCAAACGGUGGCCUGAGUGCACAUGAAAUCCAACGUACUGUAUUUGACACCUAUGCAGUCGGUGCUUUCAUUUUUUUUUUUUUUUUUUUUUUUUUUUUUUUUUUUUUUUUUUUUAAUAUGCAGCGCUUGAAUGUGGCAAGUAAUCGUGACCCUCAGGUCUUCACCAGCGGCUUGAUUACCAAUGAGCUGCCUUGCCAAGCCUGCCAGCGCUGAACUCCAGCAUGAGUUUUACAACCGGACACCCGGCCGUCUAUGAAGGCUGCAGACUGUCUGUGUGUCUUUGGUUAGAGAUCACAUUUGGACGUGCUGUAUCAGUCUGUAUGUUUGAACUGGGGUGGCCGUUCAUUAUUCUAAGCCAGAGUAAGGGAAAGAAGAGCCAGAUUGUUCUCUAGCCUACUGAGAAGACGCCCUCUAAUGGUGGCUCAGUGUUAUAGACAUUUUCUCCCCCCUGAAACGCUUGACUGGGCUGCAGCCAUCUUAAAUGACCUGAAUCUAUGAACGCCUCCCCUGUUGCAUCAGAAGAGCUCAGGCAGUGCUGUUUGUGUGAUUCAGAAAGCCUAAAGCUGGCCUGGGGGACACCUCUUUGCUAAGACCCUGAACCCCCUCAGAGGGCUCCAUUGCACACAUGAAAGGCAUUAAAACAGUAUUUUUAACAAAAUUCUCAACACCGAUGCAACCUCUUUUCUGCAGCGUAUGAGUGUUCACCGAUCACGAGAAGCGCCUGUUUGACUCGAUGGGGAAGGGUUGAGAAGCGGAGAGACGGGACAGCAUGGGGAUAGGGUGGCUCUUUGACUUUGAGCAUGAACAGGAGAAUGCAGUUCUUCGCUAGCAUGCCGUUAAUGAUGUGUUUGUCGUUUUAGAUCUGGUAUUAUAAAGGUGGAGAUUGUGUCCAGGGAUGAGAGCUUGUACUUAAAUGAUCUACAACUGUUGCAUUGUGAAUGGGCUGAGGGUUCUCACUUUUUGGCUUCCUUUGUUGUUUUGAUAUAAUCUUUUCUCCAAAUUGAAGUGUGAACUACAAUGUCUUUUUUCUUGUUUGCUUUUUGUUUUUUUGUUUUCACUCAUGUAUGAAGUGCUAUGAUUAUCGACCUGAUGUUUUAAAAUGAGAGAGUUUUUUUCAUGGACGAACAAAUAAAUGUGACAACUGGUUAUUUUCUUCAUUCAAACAUACAUUAACCAAUCGACCCAGCACACCAUACCGUAAUCAUUUCCAACCUUUUGCCUCGUCCUGAAUGUUCAUCGAUGACUUUCAGCUGCUCAUUGUCAACAACUGGCAGAUUCGCAUCAAAUUCUGUAUGACUGACCCUCUCACUCAGUACGGAUGUUUAGGUGAAUGGGAUUUCAUUUGUUAAACUACUGUUAUUUUUAUCGCUCCCCCCCACCCCUUGCCCGUUCUCUGAGCUCUGAUUGAUGGCAGCAUCACUGAGGAAAUCCCGAGCUGUUCAUCACAGAAACCAACAAGCACCUCAGGAAGAAAACAACCAACCAACAAGCAAAACCGUUUCCCAUCCGAGUGAACCUGACCCCGGGGAAACUAACAGCUCCUCAGACAGUUUCUUUUCUCCCCCCUCAAUCUCACCUUUUGGCUUCAAAAGACUGUUUACAAUCUCUACCUUGAUAUGCACAUGUGGAUAUUUUGACGAUCACUUGUUUUUGUUUUGUUUUUUUCUCGUUUGUAUUUUCUUUCUUUUUUUUCUUAUGGUUUGUAAAUCUAUUUAAAACCUAAAAUAAAGAUCUUUAUUAGA
Myripristis murdjan (pinecone soldierfish) is the source of this 3925-nucleotide messenger RNA. It is a transcript of the gene cdc34a, whose product is annotated as cell division cycle 34 homolog (S. cerevisiae) a. The record is from RefSeq and is a predicted model, not a curated record. The coding region runs from base 251 to 976 and encodes 241 amino acids. The transcript has 5 exons. Lineage: Eukaryota; Metazoa; Chordata; Actinopteri; Holocentriformes; Holocentridae.